GCGGGUCCCUCCUCCACCCCGCGGGACCCUCCUCCAUCCCGAAGGCUCCCCUGCUCCUGCCGCCCUUUCCGCGACACUGAAACGUCCCGUCCUCUUCUUCCUUUCCCGUAUCCUCUGAGCCCUGCCCACCUCCCGCCUCGCGUGGUGCGGUCCUGGUCCCAGGUCACACGGCGGCGUGGGCGCGGCCUGCUCCGGGCCCGGAGGUUCCUCUCGCUGCUGGAGCAAACAUUUUGGAGCGGCGUUUGCGGCUGGGACGAUGCUGGCCUGCAGUCGCCUCACCUUCAUCUUUCUGACCGUGGCCGUGCCCUGCGCCCUGUCGCAGCACGCGCCGCCGUGGACAGAAGACUGCAGAAAAUCAACCUACCCUCCUUCUGGACCAACCUAUAGGGGUCCAGUGCCAUGGUACACCAUAAAUCUUGAUUUGCCACCCUAUAAGAGAUGGCAAGAAUUGAUCACUGACAAGGCUCCAUCGCUAAAGGUUAUCGUGAAUUCCCUGAAGGAUGUAGUAAAUGCAUUUGUCCCAAGUGGAAAAAUUAUGCAGAUAGUGGAUCAAAAGUUGCCUGGUCUACUUGGCAACUUUCCUGGCCCUUAUGAGGAGGAAAUGAAGGGGGUUGCAGAUAUUACUGGCAUACCUUUAGGAGAGAUUAUUUCGUUUAAUAUUUUCUAUGAAUUUUUUACCAUCUGUACUUCAAUAAUAGCAGAAGACAAAAAAGGUCAUCUAAUACAUGGGCGAAACAUGGAUUUUGGAAUAUUUCUUGGGUGGAAUAUAAAUAAUAAUUCCUGGGUUGUAACUGAGGAACUAAAACCUUUAACAGUGAAUUUGGACUUCCAAAGAAACAAUAAAACUGUCUUCAAGGCUUCAAGCUUUGCUGGCUAUGUGGGCGCGUUAACAGGAUUCAAACCAGGACUAUUUAGUCUUACACUAAAUGAACGUUUCAGUACCAAUGGUGGUUAUAUGGGUGUCCUAGAAUGGAUUUUGGGAAAGAAAGAUGCCAUGUGGAUAGGGUUUAUCACUAGAUCAGUUUUGGAAAAUAGCACAAGUUAUGAAGAAGCCAAGAAUAUAUUGACCAAAACGAAGAUAUUGGCUCCAGCAUACUUUAUCCUGGGAGGCAACAAGUCUGGGGAGGGCUGUGUGAUUACACGAGGCAGAAAAAAAUCUUUGGAUGUAUAUGAACUUGACUCCAAGGAGGGUAGAUGGUAUGUGGUGGAAACUAAUUAUGACCGUUGGAAAAAUCCCUUCUUCCUUGAUGAUCGCAGAACAGCUGCAAAGAUGUGUUUAAACCAGACAACCCAAGAGAAUAUCUCAUUACCAACCAUAUAUGAUAUCCUGUCCACCAAACCUGUCCUCAACAAGCUGACUGUAUUCACAACUAUGAUGGACGUUACCAAAGGUCAAUUUGAAACUUACCUGCGGGAUUGCCCAGACCCUUGUAUAGGUUGGUGAACACACACCUGGCCUACAGAAUGCGCUCUCUGACAUGAAGCAGGCCGCUCACGUGUGGCCAACCAGGGCAGCCAUCUGAUCUCUGUCCAAAGACUAAGACCCAGGCAGGGCAGGUUCUCUUUAAGGCAUGAGCUUGUUCUUCUUGGUAUGUUUACAAUUCUUAGGCUAUUUUUUGCCAUAACAGUUGAUUUUAUUUAUCGAUAAUUUACAUGAAGUACAGCAAUCAUUUAGAAUUUGCCGAGUUUCAUUUCACUUUUGACAUUUGGGGGUGGGGAUGGGCAAUUAAACUAUUGUGGGACCCACUUCCAUGGAAUGAAUAAAGCAAGAUUCUCUGUGGGCACUGAAUCCAGUAUGUCCACGUAAUAGUAACAGUAAAUAGUCCACAUUAUUUUCACUUUUAUCUACAUAUUUGUAUUUUUUUCUGUAUAGCGGUCUUUUUCUCUUGGUCUGCUACUAAAAUCAAUAUACUACUGUCUUUGCUGUUUUUGACAGCAGUGUAAUUUCACUAACUGAUUAGAGGGAGAUGAGACAGACAUUCAACUGUGUAUUUCCCUUAAUGCUCAAUGCCCGCACCUUUGACUCUGAUUAGUACUUUUUGGGGUUCGUGAAGUAAUCAGUAUGCAAAGCAGUCUUUUAUACACAGAAUUGAAGUGUUUCCUUUUUCGUAAUUACCCUACCUCCCAGCAACCCCAGGAAGUUAACGUCAAAAACUGAGUCCCAGGUUCUGUGAAUGAAUAGUAAACAGGUCAAAGAAUUGUAGAAAAUUGGAAGUGUACCCGUGAUUUUAAAAUCUCCUAAGUAUCAUUUAUUUAAUAAAUAGGUUUUGAGUUUUCCUUCUGAUCAAAAUGUAUUUUUUAAAAAUGUUUUUCAGAAGUGUAUUUAUGAAAAGGGCUAAUCAAUCAAACUUGUUAACCUUUCACAUGUUCACAGUCAACUGAAAUGCAUGUCAAUUGUGUACAACUGUAUCCACUUCAUUUAAUGUCAUUUGUAUUCAUGACAUUCAAUAAAGUCAUUGGAAGCAGAGUCA
Molecule: messenger RNA, 2471 nt
Organism: Pteropus alecto (black flying fox)
Lineage: Eukaryota; Metazoa; Chordata; Mammalia; Chiroptera; Pteropodidae
Gene: ASAH1
Product: N-acylsphingosine amidohydrolase 1
Exons: 14
Coding region: 257-1444 (395 amino acids)
Biological process (GO): fatty acid metabolic process
Cellular component (GO): lysosome
Molecular function (GO): N-acylsphingosine amidohydrolase activity; fatty acid amide hydrolase activity
Source: RefSeq, a predicted model, not a curated record